This is a messenger RNA of Carlito syrichta (Philippine tarsier), 3082 nucleotides long. It is a transcript of the gene ARMC1, whose product is annotated as armadillo repeat containing 1. The record is from RefSeq and is a predicted model, not a curated record. Gene Ontology annotation, molecular function: protein binding; metal ion binding. The transcript is spliced from 7 exons. The coding region runs from base 258 to 1106 and encodes 282 amino acids. NCBI's taxonomy places the organism in Eukaryota, Metazoa, Chordata, Mammalia, Primates, Tarsiidae.
AACCGGCGGAGGUGACAGGUCACUGGGGGAGAGCCUGCAGGGCCGUUCCUCGCCAGCGCCUUAGCUCUUUGGCUUCUUGAGUCAGUCCGGUUGUUUGCCAUCGCCGAGGCCCGGGCUGCGAACAGAGGAGCCUUCUCCGCGCUGCCAAGGUCCCUCUACCUCAUCCAUACGUGUGCCCUGAUGGUGCGGCAGGCUCUGGACUCCUAAAGCUCUGGAGCGAAUUUAAGAAGAUUUUAUUCAUGUUCAUGGCAUAGAAGAUGAAUUCUUCCUCCUCUACCAUGAAUGAAGAACCUGAUGCUCUAUCGGUAGUUAACCAGUUACGCGAUCUAGCAGCAGAUCCAUUAAACAGAAGAGCCAUCGUCCAGGAUCAGGGAUGUCUGCCUGGCCUUAUUUUAUUUAUGGACCAUCCCAAUCCCUCUGUUGUCCACUCGGCUUUGCUUGCUCUUCGAUACUUGGCAGAAUGCCGUGCGAACAGAGAAAAGAUGAAGGGAGAACUGGGUAUGAUGUUGAGCUUGCAAAAUGUUGUACAGAAGACCACAACCCCAGGAGAAACAAAACUUCUGGCCUCCGAAAUCUAUGACAUUCUUCAAUCCUCCAAUAUGGCAGAUGGUGAUAGUUUCAAUGAAAUGAAUUCACGUAGAAGGAAAGCUCAGUUUUUUCUGGGAGCUACUAACAAACGUGCCAAAACAGUGGUUUUGCAUAUAGAUGGUCUUGAUGAUACGUCUCGAAGAAAUCUAUGUGAAGAGGCCUUGUUAAAAAUUAAAGGUGUUAUUAGCUUUACUUUUCAAAUGGCUGUUCAAAGAUGUGUGGUGCGAAUUCGUUCAGAUUUGAAAGCAGAGGCUUUGGCAUCAGCAAUAGCAUCAACCAAGGUUAUGAAAGCUCAGCAAGUGGUGAAAAGUGAAAGUGGAGAAGAGAUGCUGGUCCCGUUCCAGGAUACUCCUGUGGAAGUGGAACAGAAUACAGAACUGCCUGACUACCUGCCUGAGGAUGAAAGUCCCACAAAGGAGCAGGACAAAGCAGUGUCCCGGGUUGGCUCACACCCGGAGGGUGGAGCUAGCUGGCUGAGCACAGCUGCAAACUUUUUAUCCAGAUCAUUUUACUGGUGACUACAGUUUGGGGCUCAAGGACUGUGUGAACCAACAAGGGGCCAGUUUUCCAUGUUGUGGUGAACUGUCAAGUGCAAUUUGCAAUAAGUUAUCAUGAGAGUUUUUAGAUUACAUGAUUGCAUAUGCUGCAUUUUACAUUUUAUUGGACAUUUUACACCGCUGAGUGGUAAAAGGGACAGAGGCUGCAGGUGGAAUUAACUUUGUGUAUGAAGGUAUUUUGGUUUUGUUUCCCUUUGUUUAGUUGCCUCACUUUUUAAAAAAACAUGGGUCCACUGUUAAAACCAAACAUAUAUGUGCAGCUUUACAUUUUAUUUUACAUGAAGCACGUGAUUAGAAAACUCAUUUUCUCCUCAAGCCUCAGGACCUAUCUGAAGAGAAGUUUUUUUGUAGCUCAAAUUGUGCAUGAAUUACUGAACAUUUUUCUCUGCUUUUCUUUAUGAAAGAUACAUGCUUUGACACUCUUCACUGAAAGCUGAAAAUACUUGUUACCCCUUUUGUGCCUUUUUUAUUUUGCCAACCAUGUUUAUAGAAAGGAUAUUACUAAUGACAUUUUGCAAAUUAAAAUAUAUUCAUUUGAAUAUAAUAGUUCCCUAGAAAUAUAACUCUACAAAACUUUGCAGUCUUUAUUUGUUACCAUUUUAAUAAGAGUAACACAAAAUCAGUCCAGGAGAGAAGGAACCAUGUAUCGGUUAGCAGAGUGCUUUUGGAGACUUUCUGAAUGUGACCAAAUGUGGUUCUAGUUGACUACUGUUCACUUUGGUUAUAUCAGCUCCUGAGAGUUAAGUUCAUCAUGAUAUUGCAAGCAACUGUAAAUGGUCUCUAGACCUUACAUUGUGAUUAUACAUUAUCUCUCGCUAGAAAAAAUAAUGAUAGUAAAGAACUGACAAACUUGAAAAAAGAAAACAAAUUGAAUGCCUAUAAUGCCAUAGUACCACUUUGGUAGAGCCUAACUUUAAAACAUGAAUUGCUUGGCAGAGGCCCAUUCAAUACGUGUUUCUUUGUAUUGCCUUUUGUGAAUUUAUUGUGAAAAUGCUGCAGUUGUAUUGAAUGGAAAAAGACCCAAAUUAUUGCUUAUAAAGAAAUAAAGCCAGCAUUGGUCACUUAAUCUUGUUUCUCAAGUCCAGCCAGAAAAAAAGAACUUCAAUGAAGGUAAGAUAAAUAAAUAUGUAUACAUACAUAUGUCUUUUGGUAAAUAAGAACUAAUUAUAUGUAUGUAAUGCUUUAUUAAAUUUCUGAAAUAUUUAGCAACUAAAAUUUUCUUUCUGCAAAUUGAAUUAAAUCCAGAUUCAUUCUAGUGUUGAUACGACUAAAAACUAAUAAGAAAAAAAUUGAAAUUCCUUUUCAUCAACAUGUAGAGCUGCUAUUUUACUACUUGGAGAAUGGGAUGUGAAAAUUGGACUCUAGAGGGUUUCCUUGCUUUUUCAUUGCUUCUCUUUCAGAGAAAAUUAAAAGCAUCCAUUGUCUCUGGAGAAAAAUAAUUGUAAAAUACCAUCACCAAUGAGAGUCUUGAAUUCACUAGCGUUGUGACCUUCUGAGGGGAGAGUUAUUGAGGGUAUUGAGGACUAUAUUUUUUUCAUGUGUCUGGUUUCUGAUUCAGGUGACACGCACAAACUGAAAGUAUAAGCUUUCAGGGCACAUAUUGCUCUAAACGCAUAACACAAAUUUCUGCCAGAACCAGAUGUGUUGAAAAAAGAGAAUAAAACCACCUCCUUUCUAGCCAUUAAAGCAAAGUUUACUGUUCUGUUUUAACAAGUUUGUAUUUUAUUUUGCAUUGCCACACAUCUGCUUAUUUAAAAGACUACAUCCCUUAGGUAGUAAUGGUUCAGUACAAGUAGGUAUUACAGCUUGAUGUUUGUGUGUUCUAAGUGUUCUUUUAUUCCAGAUUAUAUAGAGCAGUUAAGGCAACUGUAACAACGUUUUUUGAAAUAUAUUGUAAAAUAAAAAAAGGUAACAGAAUUAAAGUUGAAUGGAUAUUA